Molecule: messenger RNA, 1983 nt
Organism: Acanthoscelides obtectus
Lineage: Eukaryota; Metazoa; Arthropoda; Insecta; Coleoptera; Chrysomelidae
Source: the annotation of a GenBank genome assembly
AUGAAACCAGUUUCAAAAUAUCCUGUGAGUGAAGUUCCUUCCCCAAGGCUUUCAAUCCAAUAUCGAAAAGCUACUGCAGAUGAGGAAAUAGAAAGCGAUUAUGCUACUCCAAAUAUUUGCAUUUCAUUGGAAAAUUCGAAUUCUUUCAUCAAAUGGAAAGCUCACAACGUACCAAUUUUUGGCAAUAAACGAGUGCUUCGGCCAGGGGAAGAUGACGAAAAAUUGGAGCAAAUACUACAACUCAUUGCAAACGAUGAUUCUGACGUUGAAAUGUCUGAUGAUGAAAGUGAAAUUGAAAAUAUGGAUAAUUUAGUACAGAGAGAGGACGAAAUAAAUGAUGAAGACCUGGUGAGCAGCAGUGACGAGGAAGGAGAGGACAGAAUUCCUCUUAGUGUCCUUAGAGAAAAGUUAAGAACGGCCAAACAAACUCCCAAUUCUUCGCAGCGACAGUUUUGGAGAAGGAAUGAUACUUUUACACCUCCAAAUUUUGAAGGUCCGUCUAGUGAAUGCAGCGCACAGCUUCGCGAUGGUUGGACUGCAAAAUCGUAUUUUGCCAUUUACUUAGAAGAUGACAUGUUCCAAAAAGUAUGUGAUUGCACAAAUGCAAGGUAUGUUGAACUUAAAGGAGUAUCCCUUAGAUUGACACUUAAUGAGAUUAAACAUUUCUUUGGGAUAAUUUGUUUAAUGUCCUGCCUAAAAUAUCCUAGAAUCAGAAUGUACUGGGCCAAACCCACGAGGGUUGCAGCUAUUGCGGAUGUUAUGACUCGAGAUAGGUUUUUUUCUAUAAGAAGUAACCUCAAAGUCGUAAUUGAUGGCAGCAUCUCUGAGGAGAAACGCAGGUAUGACAAAUUUUGGAAAGUGCGUCCUAUUUUAGAAGCAGUAUUGCAGGGGUGCUUGCAGCUACCCAGAGAGAAAGCAGUUGCUGUGGAUGAGCAGAUGAUACCAUUCACUGGAACUUGUCAAAUGAAGCAGUUUGUUAGGGGAAAACCCAAUCCAGCGGGAUUGAAAAAUUUUGUUGUUGCUGCUCCUGAUGGUCUUGUCGUAGACUUUGAACUAUAUCAAGGAAAAAAUACGUUUCCAGAUGAUUCUGUAAAACGACUUGGUGUUGGACCUUCUGCUGUUGUUCGGCUUGGAAGAACAUUAUUUCCUGGAACUCAUGUGUAUUGCGAUAGAUAUUUUACGACAAUACCACUUCUUGAAUAUCUUCGCCAACAAAAGAAAUAUUGUACUGGAACGAUUAUGAAAUCUCGUGUACCAGCGGCAGCACAUUUAACUUCAGACAAAAUGAUGGCCAAGAUAGGUAGAGGUAGCUCGGAACAAAUUGUAAGGCAAGAUGGCGAAAUAGUGGUUGUACAGUGGUAUGACCUGAAAUCUGUACUUUUGGCAUCUACUCGUCUAGGAAUUCAGCCUAGUGAUGAGUGUAAACGGUGGUCUAAGAAAGACUCUAAAUACAUACAAGUUGCAAGACCUGACAUUGUUGCUAAAUACAACGAUUGUAUGGGAGGAAUUGACCUGAUAGACCGAAUGAUCAGCUAUUACAGAAUUCAAGCCAGAUCAAAAAAAUGGACUGUGAGAGUCAUUUUCCAUUUCUUUGAUUUAGCAUUGGCAAACUCAUGGAUUUUUUAUCGAAGAGAUAAAAAGAUAUUUCAAACCUCUACACGAAAAACACAGCAGUAUCUAGAUUUUAAAAUCGAAAUUACCACGUACCUUUUGAAAAAUGAAUCCAACAUUUUCCAAGAAAAUAUACGAGGUAUAGGAACUCGAAGAAAUCCUGAGGGUAAUAUCAUUGUUGAUUCACCAUCAGCAGGCACCGAAAGAAAGCGGAAAGAACAUUACCCAGAAAUUGCCUCAGAUUUAAGAAAUUCGGUUCGAUGUAAAAAUGACAGUUGUACUAAAAAAACGAAGUUUUUUUGUAAUAGAUGUAACACAUUCUUAUGCAUAACUGGCUACAGAAACUGCUUUAUAGAGUUCCAUAACAGAUAA